Lytechinus pictus (painted urchin) is the source of this 2337-nucleotide messenger RNA. RefSeq names its product development-specific protein LVN1.2-like. Gene Ontology annotation, cellular component: lysosome; extracellular region. Bases 437 to 1033 code for a protein of 198 amino acids. Gene Ontology annotation, biological process: cell-matrix adhesion. The transcript has 7 exons. Gene Ontology annotation, molecular function: calcium ion binding. The record is from RefSeq and is a predicted model, not a curated record. NCBI's taxonomy places the organism in Eukaryota, Metazoa, Echinodermata, Echinoidea, Temnopleuroida, Toxopneustidae.
GACUUCGGACCCAGAUCGACCGGGUUCAAUUGCAACUUCUAAGUUGCCCCCGUAAAGCGAAUGAACACUAUAUUUAGGCAAAUUGCCACCACGUAAAGCACUCAUCACGUGAAUGAACUUGGCAAUAAAUAUUUUAUUUCAUUUGCUUAAAUACAGUUGCUGAUAUAGUUUCAGAGUAUAGUCCGUAUAUAUUCAAACGAAGAUCACCGGUACUCUAUGCAAGACAGCUUUAUCACUAUAAUCGGGCAAGUAAAUCGUUUUUCACGAAAUACUUGGAAUCACAGUAAUUGUUCAAGAUGUUAAAAAACGUUUUGUUUGUCACUCUCUUUGCCGUUGUGAUAGCUGUCGGUGCCAAAAAACCAUGUUGUGGCCCAACAAAAUUUAUGGCAGGCAAUGGGUAUAAGUGGGGCAGGUAAUUACGGACCCUGACACCAAUAUGUCCCACUCGGAAGGGUUCUUUACCUAUCAGUAUGGUGCCUUUGACUUUGAAAGGAAGAUGUUUGGUUAUAAUAUGUCAGUUACCUACCCCAACGGUACAUCGACACUCAUUAGGCUGAUCCAGAAUUACGCUCAGAAGUACCAGUAUAUAAUUCUUGAUGCAUUGCGGUACUGCCAGAAGCAAGAGGUCACAGAGCCACAACCAACCAAUUGCAUUCCUAAUAACGCAACAUGGCAAUCCAGUUUUCGCAUCGGGGGCGCCAAAGGUGGUAGUCUGUUUGCAGAUUCGUGGACCUAUAAGUUCGUUCACCCUAAGGAUGCUGUACAGGGCGACAUCGUAGCAAAUGUCUUUCAGGAUGACUGCUCACCAUUUAGUACUACCUUCAUUGGUGAUCGAUUUCAAGGGGACCGUAAAGUUCCUCUAAUCAGUAUGGGAGGCCUCCUGAACUUGACGAGUGGUAUCCCGCAUCCCGAAGAAUGGUUCACUGUACCAGACUUCUGUCCUAAAGAGAUCAACAGCCUAACGACAAACAUGGCACGAUCUGCACCAUACCUACCAAAUCUGGACUUCCUUCAACUGCCUCUACUUUUUUAAAAUACAAUGGGCAUCCUUGAACAAACUGAAAUAUAGUGACGAAAAUCAUCCCCCAUGUCGACGAACAAGAAAUUCAUCCUUGAAAUGCACAUGGAACGGUGUCAUCAUGUUCACCGUUACACAUAAAAAAAUAUUUAUACACUCUUAAAAUGUUGGCCAACAUACUGUCCACACAGCAAUUGGUUAAAGCUUUAUCCAUUUCUGGGUAGUUUUAAACCAAAUAAUGUGUGCUUUGGGUGAAAACUUCACAGUAUUGGUUGAAAACUACCCAAAGUUGGAUAAAUUUUUAAACAAUUGCCGUGUGGACAGUAUGUUGCCCAACAUGUUAAAGAGUGUAUAGAAUAUAAUUAUUUUAUACAAUUCCAUUCCAUUCUCUAAUCUUCCCCAUGUUUCUUUGACAUCCACACGCAUUACGCUCACCCCUACCCGUACUUUUUUUUCUUGCAACCUCCAUCUCUCUCUCUCUCUCUUCCCCCUCUCUCUCCCAGGGUGUGCACGGGUGUGUGUGAGGGAGUCUCCCUCACACACACACAAACACACUUGUGUGCACCCUCACCCACCAUGUUCUCUCUCAUAUACACGUCGACAAAUGCACUAUCGUUCUUUUGACAUCCUUCCGCCCGUGAUAUACUUCAAUGAGGAAUCUAAAGACAAAUUUAUAUCAGUAGGCCUACGUUUUACUAAAUGAAUCGGUAUGAUUAAAUACAUGAAAAGCGAGAGCGAAGGAAGAAUUAUGUUUCGCUAAGUGGCUAAUGUACAACAGUACCGCCCACAUAAAAUGCAUGAAGGCAAGUGCGCAUGAAAGCGAAGAAAGAGUCUGUUUCGCAAUUGUAUACCGUCCAUUACUCGUUCAAUAAUCGACAAAGCUAUUUUUUAACACGAUUGCACAUUUCAGAACGUGAUGCCCUAAUGGCAAAGGGCACUUUCCGUUAUUGAUCACAAUUUUUAUUGACUAUAUUCAAAGCAAUAACGGGUUAAUUGUUAAUGACGGUCGGCGAACUUAAACAUAGGCGUCGACUGACUGUAUUGGCCUGUGGUGAAAUGGAAGUCUAUAUGAAAGCAUUAAAUAAAAAGUUAUAAAAACUGACGAGAAGAUGAAAUCACAGAACAAACUAGAUUCCUUAAUUCUGGAUCGUCAAAUGAAUACUCAAAUUAAAAUCAAAGUCUAUUUCAUUCCUCUUCUUAGUUAUAAAAGGGAAUUCAAUUGAGACAUAUAACGGCAAUUGUACGAUUAUCUCUGAUUGUUGUCCAUGUUUUACAACCAUGAUUAAACCAAUUAUUAAUAAAUAAACUAUAUAUUCGUA